Molecule: messenger RNA, 471 nt
Organism: Linum trigynum
Lineage: Eukaryota; Viridiplantae; Streptophyta; Magnoliopsida; Malpighiales; Linaceae
Source: the annotation of a GenBank genome assembly
GAAUCAAGGAAUUCUAGAUCAGACCCAAGCAACAAUCUUAGCAGCAAUCUUAGAGGUGAAAAAAGCAAUGGAUCUCCUAUUCGUGGGAUUCAACUACCCACUCCUCCAAACCCUACAGCACAUGAUAGACACAAUUGGAGAUGAGCUGGAUGCGAACGUCACCGACGCAGGCAGCAAGUCCUCGUCUUCUGUGAAGCGACAACGACCAUGCGUCCUCGCCAGAGUCGUCGGAUCUCUCAAUCUCUCCGCAGAGUCUCCGGAUCUCACCGCCUCCCAAUCACUCAACCGAACUCCACUGAGUCACCGUAGGAGGAGCAUGGGGAGUCAAAUUUGCCUUUGAAAACCUCUGCCAGCAUCGUGACGAGCCGAGCGAAGUUUGUAUCCGUCGAUUUGUCUCAUGAUUGAGGAGUGCAGAUAGACGUAGAGGCUGAGGUGGUGGAUGAGAAAGGAUAAUAACACAUAAAUUAGGCA